GCCGCCCAGUGCAGCAACCAGCAGCAUCCAGUGCAUACUCCGCCACCAGCCUCGCCUGACCAUCCAUCAGUGGCUUCCAUGGCCACACACGCUGCAACCUUCGCAUUGCCUCUGUGACAUACGGAUGCCAGCAGCCCUCGCGGUGUGAGCAUCUGCUGAGGCUCGUCUCCCGCCCACUCCCUCACGAACAGCCCUGCCGCCAUGAAACACUUGAAUUCCUCUCAAGCUAGCCGCCCCACCUCCUCUUCCACCCCCGAGACCUCUGUGGAUCUCUCUGUGCGCACCACAGUCGCUCCCGAAAGUCGGCAGUCCGUAUUGGCUGCCGACAAACCGGCGAAAGAGCCUGUACGAAUCAGCUGCGAUUCUUGCCGCAUCAGAAAAAUCAAGUGCUCGGCAGAAAAACCAAUGUGUAUGAAUUGUAAAAAGAAAAGCAAUGCGUGCACGUAUCCCACUUCCAUAAGACGCCGAGGGCCGGACAAGCUGCCAGGAACUCGUGCCACAAAAAGAGAUAGGAGGGAGAAACACCAGCUAGAUCAGCCGCUGGAAGCAACUCUCAGCAAGAAGGUGGAAAUGCCACUUCCAACGGCUCAUCCUCCUUCUGGUAGUGGUCUCGCCCAGUCAUCCGAGACCAUCUCCUCUGACACCUCAUCUUUCUCCAUGCCCCAUGUUCUCCAACUUUCUCAUUCCACAGGCGGCGCUGGCGACGAUUCUGCGCCCAGGCUGCUAGGGUCAACUGAUGUUAAGAGCGACAUGGCAGCAGCAAAACCUGAACCAUCCCCUGGUUCGUCCCGCACGAGCUCAGUGUCGAGCUGCCAGCCUGCCUCGUAUAGGCAAGCUCCCUCACGUUCUCACCCCCAACCCCUCCCAGAGCUGGGCUAUCCCCGAAGUAGUGGGAUACACCAGCUACAGUCCGGGCUUGCGAGCGGGAUCCCCCAUGACCCUUCCUCUCUUGGAACCCCUUCCUACCAAGCAUUCUCCCAUCUAUCUUUGGAGCAGGAGCUUCCUGCACAGCAACCUCCGCUGUCUUACCCUCUAGAAUCCUACCCUUCGUAUAAUUAUAACCCAGGUCCGGCUCUCAAAGCUCCUCUCGCCGCAAACAACAGUGUGACGAGCAGUCAAGAGCUGUUCAAUUCCCAACAUGUCUCCCCUAUAUAUUCAGCACCUCUGGUCUACCCCACGCAGCCGACGUCGCUCGAUACUAUUGGCUCAGAUCCAAUUCCGAUUUUCUAUCCGGGCUUGGAUGGUGGCAUGGGCGCUGCUACCCAGGAAAGCAACCCCGCCAUGGGUCAAUCGGCCGCCUACUCCUCUCUCACAUCCAGCAACAUUUCUGUCUCAUCAUCGAUGGGCCUCCCUCCUGCUGGCAUGGACCCCGCCAUCCAGAUCCUGCCUGCUGGUGUUCAAGGGCUGGUUUGGCAGCCCAUGGCCGAAUCGCAACCUGCGGUGCAAGGCUGUGACAGCAGAUCCAUGCACCUCUGGCCCAAGGUCGCCCAUCAAACGUAUACCUGGCCAGUUGGUACUGUAGAGCCCGUCUUUGAGCAUCCGUACAUGGCACAAGAAUACGGAGAGACUGAAGAGCAGCGAGUGUCACGGCUAUCGAGGAAACGGAAGACGUCGAUGGAGGGUAUAGCAUCAUUCAAGAUGUAUGACGCGCCGGGAAACAUUGGGGCGGCGAGUGAGGGCUGGUGGCGUUGGAUCUUGAGUCAGUACGACACGGAUCGUCGCCUGGCAAUCUCGAAAGUUGUCAAAUCCUGUAACGCUUUGUCAGUCUACCUGUUACUGAAGGCGGUGAAGCUGACUCUGAAAAGUUUCACAGAUUCGUCAAUGUGGUCCAGUUUUCUAAACAAACCCAUGUUCUUCAGCUCUUUGUUGACCAAUACAUCGAGUGACAACGGGACUCCAUCACUUCGCGCUGCUCCUCAUAUCCUGCUAGCCAUACUCUCCCUCGUCACGCUCCUCCAGCAAGGCCACACUCCAGAGGGCCAUGCCCUUGCUCUUCUUUUCAACCGCGAAGCUCAAAGCAUCCUCUCCUACUGCGUCCAGGCUGGCUCCCAGGACCCCAGUCUAAUGGCAGCGGCCAUCGUAAUUGCAAUAUUUGAGACCAUGCCCCACAAAGAUCACAAGGAUGACCGACUCGGAGAUGCGCUGGUGAUGCUGGAUGGUAUCGGUUGUACCGUCUUUUCAAGUCGUCUGGAUGCAGACGAUGAUAGAGUCACGUCAGAUAUGCUCGGGCUACCACGUUUGACGUGGGACGCCGCCGCCUCUGUCAACUUACAGAAAUCUCAAGGAAAGUUGGAUAUGGAUGCGACGGUAGCCAGUUGGGCACAGGUACCUGGCUGGGGCGAGAACUGGUCGCCCGGGGAAAUGUGGAAAGAGGAGAUGAGGAGAAUGUGUUGGACGGCGAGUAGUAUAGCCGCAUCUCACAGUCUUUGGAAAUUUAUGGUGGGGAAGAAGACGCUGGAUUUGCGAAUCAGUCGCCCGGAGAGGUUCCGGUUGUUUUUCCCCGGGGAAAUGGUGUUUUUGGAAGCCGGAGACGACAAACAAGGAAAGACUACUCCUUGGGCACUGUAUCAGCGUCUCAUAUGCUUAUGGCACUUUGUCACCAACAAUCGGCCACUCGAACCGCACUACAGAGAGCAGAUUGUCAAGGAAUUGACAGUCAUUGAAGAAGACAUCCAGAUUCUGGUCCAAGUCGGCGGAAUGAAGGUUUACCUCUGGCAGUCUUUGGACUGGGCGAUGGUUUUACGCCGAAUCCUUGGGGCUGUUGACCCCAAGACACUUGAGAAAUGGUUCCAAGUUGAGCUCAAGUACUUCCACAGUCUGCUUGGGGACAGGGCACUGGUUCCCGGUGUAAAGAGGCGACCCAUGGUCACUUGGUGGAUGCUCAUUGAGGCAUACAGUGCCCUUGAGAUGUCCCGAAUCGACAAGGCGUUCUGGGAUGACGCAGACAAGAUCUACCAUAUGGCCUUGGACAAUGCCCAGGUCAUCAUCGACUAUUGGGACUGCGAGCAUGUCCUGCGUGCCUCUAUGGACGGGCUGCGAGAGAGAUUUCGCCUCAUCCAGCUAGAACGCCAAUCAAUUCUACGGGCCGAAGGGCGUAUCGGGAUUGUGCGAGGAUAACGAGCGGCAAGACGAUGAGGGAUGUGGUAUGACCAGCUGCUGCCAGCGCGUCUAUUACUGAGGUGUGACUGGCUAGCGUUUGAGGAGAUAUGAAAUUAUGAUUAUGCAUGUACGAGUAGUGGUUUAUUGCAUCGAAACGCUGUGUAAGAGGAGCGGGCGGAACGCCGACGAGAGGCAGGGAGGGCCCUUAUCUGUGUUGUUCCUGGAGAUCAGUGUGUAUCUUCAUAUCCGAA
This is a messenger RNA of Cryptococcus amylolentus CBS 6039, 3350 nucleotides long. RefSeq lists its product as hypothetical. The record is from RefSeq and is a predicted model, not a curated record. Gene Ontology annotation, molecular function: zinc ion binding; DNA-binding transcription factor activity, RNA polymerase II-specific. The transcript has 8 exons. Bases 202 to 3117 code for a protein of 971 amino acids. Gene Ontology annotation, biological process: regulation of DNA-templated transcription. Lineage: Eukaryota; Fungi; Basidiomycota; Tremellomycetes; Tremellales; Cryptococcaceae.